AUGUCCUCUCUUUCUGAUACGGGAGAGCCCCCACCCAAACGGCAGCGCACAGACAAUGGCACGGAUGGCAAUGUUGGUCCUGCCGAAGACGAAGCUGCAGCAAGGCGCAAGCUGGAAGAAGCCCAUUUUGACCCCGACGAUGUGGCUGCUGCAAUCACCCCGCCACACUCGGCGAAGCCCCCAGGGGUUGGCUCCUGGUAUGCCAUAACCCCAAUGACGUACUUUAGCUACUACGGAGAUCUGCCCAUGUGUCGAUACAUUCUGAACCACGGUGGAGAUGCCUCAAAAUCUGGACAAGAGUUUUGGUUCCCCAUGUAUGCGGCAGUCCAUCGCGGGCACCUGGAUGUCUGCAAGUGGCUGUUUGAAAAUGGAGCCCAAAAAGAUGUGCGCACCGGUACAGGGAGGCUGUCGUUGAUGGGACACCGCCCUUUGAGUUGCUGUUGGAGAUCGCCAGGAGAUAGGCUCGCAAUUCGCAAAUGGCUGCUAUUAAAUGGAGCAGCUCAGGAUGGUUCAGGAAACUUUAUUCGGAGAAUAUUGCAGCGCGAUCUCUUGCCUCGCAAAUUGAAAAGUGGGUAUAGUAAAUGGGUGGAUGAUCGGCCAGAGUUACUCGCUUGGUCGCAAACAAUGCUCCAAACCAGACUUGCUUUUCACGCGUUCCUUAUGGGAACUGGCACCCCGAGCGCGACAAAACCAGACGCCGCAGAUGAAGGGAAAACCAGUUUUAUUGGGACUGACAAAAACGUCCUGGAUGAGCAGAAUCCUCGCGGUAGAUCCCCAGUGGAGUGUGUCAGUGGCAACAUUGGUGUCUUGAAGUGCAUUGCAGUUUUUGUUGGUGUGUGUGAUUCGAAGCAGUUACAGGUUCAUCAGCAGUUGUCUCGGAUGCUACCGAUCAUCUUAGAGGAUGAUCCUCCUCGUGGUGAAGUUCGCGACCGAGAGAAAAUUAGAGAUGUUGCUAGCUAG
Messenger RNA from Seminavis robusta, 960 nucleotides. The record is from the annotation of a GenBank genome assembly. NCBI's taxonomy places the organism in Eukaryota, Bacillariophyta, Bacillariophyceae, Naviculales, Naviculaceae.